Messenger RNA from Cherax quadricarinatus, 1014 nucleotides. NCBI's taxonomy places the organism in Eukaryota, Metazoa, Arthropoda, Malacostraca, Decapoda, Parastacidae. The record is from RefSeq and is a predicted model, not a curated record.
UGUGAGCGGCUGAUGUACCAGUGGGCACUGGGUGACCAGAGUGCCAUGGACGAGAGAGUGACGGUGGGUCGAUCCUGCAGAACUUCUGGCUUCACUGCAAAUUCAUCUCCACACCUUCCUCCACCUGAAGACAGGUCAUUCUACUCCGUCUACGCCCACAGUUAUAACCUGGAGGUACCUCGGGACGAUGUGGAGGGUCUCCACGGAGACCUCCAGCCCCUGGCCUCCUCCCUCCAGUACCCUGGUUAUGGAGGCACCUCAGUCAUGAAUGACACGCCCUCUACCUUCCUUAGGUGGACACCGCACCAUCUGCGGACUCAGCCUGAUCUACUGCAGCAGAGGCCAAGCUCACACCACCUACGUCAGGCUCACAGAGACUUCACCACAUGCUGAUCUGGCAUCCAACUUUAUGAUGCGGUACAUGGAGUUUAUGUGAUAUUCUGAAGAAAUAAUAACCACUAGGGUAGUGUAAGACGUCAGUAGUGAGCCCUGUGUGUUCACUGAUAAACAGGACAGUCUGUUAAUAUAUGGUGGACCGACAGUUUCUGGUAGAAAGAUGCCAGUCUGUUCUCCAUGUGGUAUCCAACAGAUAAGCGCCAGAGUACAUUUUCCCAAACCCGACGGCAGUGGGAAGAUGACCAGAAUCCUAAACGAGGUUUAACAGCAAACAAUUUAUUGUGGGCCAGCUCGAACGAGCAUUGUUGUCAGCAAAUACAUAGUUACUGACUCACGAAAUCGUAAUGACACGAUUGCAAACAAACCGUAUAAAUAUACCUAGUUGGACGAAUCUUAAUGUAGCCAGCUGACCCAGUGGCUAACACGUCGGUCUGGAGUUUCAUGAUUCUCUGAUCACGGGUUCUAUCCCCGCCCGUGGUAUUGUUUGAUACAUAGUUGUUAAGAGAGCACUGAAACAUAGUUCAAGCCUUUCAUAAGCACCUAAGCAGCCACUUUCAAGUGUCCUCGUCGUUAAUGGUGUAUUAUAUCCUACCUGUGAAAAAUAUUCAGCAUUUUUCA